This is a messenger RNA of Oncorhynchus tshawytscha (Chinook salmon), 3498 nucleotides long. RefSeq lists its product as uncharacterized. NCBI's taxonomy places the organism in Eukaryota, Metazoa, Chordata, Actinopteri, Salmoniformes, Salmonidae. Gene Ontology annotation, biological process: Notch signaling pathway; protein ubiquitination. The record is from RefSeq and is a predicted model, not a curated record. The transcript has 4 exons. Bases 245 to 1534 code for a protein of 429 amino acids.
CCUUUAUCAAAACGAAACUAAAUGGUUGCACAGUUUAGGAUCGGUUUCAAAUUUGAAAAAUGCUGAAUGCGACUCAAGAAUAAACGACGGACAUCGAUCAUAUAGAUUGCUACGGUAAAGAAAAUAUAGCCUUGAUAAUUUGUUCCUAUAUACUGCAGAAGUAGAUUUAGCGACCCCCGGGAACAGGAAAGUUAGUUGGCUCUACCUCAUAGCAACGAAAGACGCACAACAACAUACUUGCACCAUGGCAAAUGCGUCAUUGAAAGAGGUAUUUUCAGACGUCAUUCUCACUGUAGAUCCGAACACUUUCAAAGAGCCCAACCAGGUGAAGUACCUUCUCACUGGAUGUGGUAACCGCGUUACAGGAACCUUGCAUUACGAAGUGCGAGGAUCAUUUGAUGAAAUAGAGGACCUGUUUGUGAAGAUGUCAAGUCUAGACAGAUAUGCCGCCCCCAAUCUCAGAGACAGUCCUCUUCGUCACCUACAGCGUCCUCGGUCACCUAGUCCAGUGAAACCAGUGGCGAUAGUUGGAGCCGUUUGGGAUUUCAUCCAACAGAGAUGCUCAAAGGAGUUGAAGAGAAUCCAAGGGGAAGAUGUCUUAAUUCAUAAACCUCGUGACAAAAUGGAGGUGACCUUUCAAAGCCACAGAAAAGACUCGGUUCGGGUUCAUUUCGCCAGAGAGCGCUUUGUCACGUUCUAUCAGAGACUCGCUACAGAUCUGAAAGUGCAGACUUACAGUUUGGAUCCACAAUACUACAAAAGCUUGCAGAGACAGUUUCCAGAACUUUUGAUUGAAGGAGGCCCCAGUAAAGACAAUAUUACAGUGACAGGGCGCUACAUGCACAUUGUGAUGUUGGAGGAUUUUCUACGGCACGGUUCCAGUUCCCCUGUGACAUCACAACGACCCCUGACACCCCAGAGAGUUAGCCCCCGAGCCUCUGGUACUACACGCAACAAGCAAUCGGACGACGAAGAAGAAGAGUCAUGUCCGAUUUGUCUGGACACCAUUAAAGAGGACAGAAAGAAGACGUUGGCAUGUAAACACUCGUUCUGUAGAUGCUGUCUGGAGGUGGCGUUCAAGACCAAACCGGUCUGUCCAACCUGUGGGGCAGUCUAUGGGGAACUGAAGGGGACGCAGCCAAAGGGCGGGACUAUGGCUGUUACUCAGGAAAGAUCUUCUUUGUCUGGAUAUGAUAAGUAUGGAACAAUCGUGAUUCAGUACCACAUUCCAAGUGGAAUACAGAAGGAGGAGCAUCCCAACCCAGGUCAGACUUACCGGGGUGCAUCACGUACAGCGUAUCUCCCAGAUUCCUCAGAGGGCAGGAAUGUUCUGGCUCUCCUGAAGAGGGCCUUCGACCAGCGACUCACGUUCACUAUUGGCCGAUCUUCCACCACAGGCAUGGAAAACAUGGUCACGUGGAACGACAUCCACCAUAAAACCUCCAGGAGCGGAGGCACCAGUUGCUAUGGAUACCCUGACCCCGACUACCUGAGACGUCUACAGGAUGAACUGAAGGUCAAAGGAAUCUAUUGACAUGUCGUCUGCGCGUCUCGCAACUACCGAUAUGCAAGAAUGAAGAAAGAGACGUCACAAAUACAUGUGGUACACACAGCUGCUUCAGGUUAACUCUUGUGAAAUGAAGAUUGUUACGUUUCCCCAACAAGAAAACCAAAUAAUGACACUAAAACAGAAGGGGUACUUAACAGUCACUGAUAAUCAGAACAAAACAGGUUUUAGGAGGGGUUCUGAAAGACAGUCAUGGGCGUGUCCCACCGUGCUAAUGACACCCACCGUAGUAACGACACCCACCGUAGUAACGACACCCACCGUAAGAGCACUGGGCUAGCCACUCUUAAAUAUCACCGAAACCAUCUUACCACUAACAAGAUGGUAACCAGCAUAAGUGUAACACAUACUAACGAGGUACCACCACUCAGUGUGCCCUACGUGCUAACUUGCUAAAAAAAAAAAAAAAAAAACGACCAAAUUUUUAUUUGUAGGCUGUCACUCAAAAGAAAACAACACUAAGAAAUACACUGAGUUUAAGAUGUAAUAAAAUAACAGAAAAAGAACCCCCCUUAUCUCCCACUCACAGAAACCGUUCGGCGUAAAGAAAUUAACAAAUUGUGGUUUCUUCUUUUAAUUUAUUGAACAUAAACAAGUACAUAAGCUACUAUUUUCAUAACUUGUAAAAAAGCCCCCCCAAAAAAGCUGAAUUCAUUUGAAGAAUAAAGAAAAAGCCAUAAAAACUCAAUUACAGAAAAUAUUUGGCCUUGUUUGUUGUGACAAUAUAUUUAGUAUGCAUUGUUAUAUUACCAUUCAUUCAUGUCUAUAAGGCACCAAAUGAUAAGUAGCAUAAUAACAUAAUACUUAAAAAAAAAAAAUGAAAUACAAAAAAAACAUUCAGAUAAAAGAGAUCAAAAAUCAAAGUAUACCACUGACCAUCAUAUACAUCUCCAACUGAUUAACAUUUCCUGUGAAAUAUUUGACUUAAGUUCGUACUUUUGAGUUCCUUUUUUUUUUUUUUUUUUUUAUUGAUAUUCAUGACGUCAUCCCUUGGUGCACUUGAUUUAUGUUCCAGUUGCAACAGUAUACCCUUCUUCAUUAGAUACAUGAUACUGUGGUACUGCUAAAAAAAAAUGCCAAGAUAUCCUUAUAAAAUGUCAGUAAUACAGAUUAUGAACAACAUGUAACAAAACGCCUUUGGAAUAAUUAAUAAACCAAAGUCACGAAACCAACGUCCACCUGUGUGCUGAUCCGGUUCGUGUUACUAUUCCAACGACCGGUAUUAAAACAAUAUUCAUGUGAUUUGGCCACUGAAUUAUGGAAUACAAAAUGAACAACGCGUUGCUAAUUAACUCCCCGUCGGUGUUUAUAUUUGUUACAAUAACCUGACAUAUAUUUCAAAUGGUAAAAUCAUUAGUCAUUCAUUUUUGUUUUAUAAAAAAAAUAUAUAUAUGACCUGUUUUUUUACAGUACUGUUUUUUUUGCUAGGAAACUUAAGACUUGUAUCAUGUACAGAGUGGUUGGUGUCCUCUAUGACCAAUGUUGACUUUCAACUAACAUCCAUUCUUAGAAAUAUAUCAUUUACAAUGAACAUAAGGGUUAGAAUACAUCAAUCUGAGCUCUGAUUGGUCAUUAAAAUCACAGCAAUAUAUAUAUAUAUAUAUAAACAACAGCAGCAAACACCAAUGCUUAAUAUGUAUAGAAGCCCCAGAACAAAAGGAAACUAUUUUAAAAUGUUAUUUUAAAUUGGGGUGUCGAUUAUACAAUCCACCCAUAGUUUUAAAUCAAAAGUACAAAUAUCAAUCUGAAAUGUUUUAUUUUAUAUUUGAAAAUAGGUGUUGGAACUGGUUGUGAGUGGUACGUGCGUGAAACUGUGUGAAUUGACAAAUGGAUCACAUCCAUACUGUAAUAUGUAUAAAUUCUUGACUGCAAUCAAAGUCUUCCCCAUUGUAAACCAGUAGCCCCCCUUAUAAAAGGAGAAGAAACCAAUA